UCCUUGGAAGUCGAAAAUAAUCCUCUAAACAUGGAUAUUAAAAUUAGAGAUUUUGGAUUUCCUAUAGAUGAUUCUCGUCAUUGGGGACACCCUUAUCCAUCUUCUGAUGAAGAAGAUGAGGAAGCCGAGACGAACGAAUAUACCAACCGUCGAGCUCGAGCACUUUACGAUUUUCAAGCAGAGAAUCCAACUGAAUUAAGCUUUCAAGAAGGUGAUAUUCUAUUAAUUCAAGAUCGACAAUGUGCAGGUUGGUUAAUUGCCGACUUGGGAGAUGAAACCGGCUUAGUUCCGGAGAACUAUGUUGCCCUGUUAGGCGAUGAUGAAGAAGAAGAGGACGAAUACGGAGACUGGGCUAAUGAAGAACAACAAUAA
Molecule: messenger RNA, 372 nt
Organism: Acaulospora morrowiae
Lineage: Eukaryota; Fungi; Glomeromycota; Glomeromycetes; Diversisporales; Acaulosporaceae
Source: the annotation of a GenBank genome assembly